AUGUCUAAUUUCCAGAAGCCAGAGAAGGAUUUCGGUGAAGGUCCAAAAACCCACAAGAUCCGAAUCACCCUCACCAGCCGAAAGGUCGCAUCGCUCGAGAAAGUCUGCAGUGAACUGUUAGAGCGUGCCAAGACCAAGAACUUGACGGUCAAGGGACCGGUUAGGUUGCCUACUAAGGUGUUGAAGGUCACCACCCGAAAGACUCCUUGCGGUGAAGGUUCAAAGACAUGGGACAUGUACGAGAUGAGAAUCCACAAGAGACUGAUCGAUCUGAACGCUCCUACCGAGGCCGUCAAGCAGAUCAUCAUCAACAUCGAGGCUGGUGUCGAGGUUGAGGUCACUAUUGCUGCAUAA
Lithohypha guttulata is the source of this 354-nucleotide messenger RNA. RefSeq names its product 40S ribosomal protein S20 (gene RPS20). Gene Ontology annotation, molecular function: RNA binding; structural constituent of ribosome. The transcript is spliced from 3 exons. NCBI's taxonomy places the organism in Eukaryota, Fungi, Ascomycota, Eurotiomycetes, Chaetothyriales, Trichomeriaceae. Gene Ontology annotation, biological process: translation. The record is from RefSeq and is a predicted model, not a curated record. Gene Ontology annotation, cellular component: cytosolic small ribosomal subunit; ribosome. The coding region runs from base 1 to 354 and encodes 117 amino acids.